Messenger RNA from Drosophila gunungcola (fruit fly), 937 nucleotides. RefSeq names its product chymotrypsin-like protease CTRL-1. Lineage: Eukaryota; Metazoa; Arthropoda; Insecta; Diptera; Drosophilidae. The transcript is spliced from 4 exons. Gene Ontology annotation, biological process: proteolysis. The record is from RefSeq and is a predicted model, not a curated record. Gene Ontology annotation, molecular function: serine-type endopeptidase activity. Bases 42 to 917 code for a protein of 291 amino acids.
UUUGCGUACAUACUCAGUCAUUCUUCGUCUCUUUGCUGGAAAUGAUGGCUGCAUUGCUCUCGUUUUCUGUUUUCUCUUUGGUGUUCUGCCAUGUGUGUUCGGCCCAGCUCCUGGAGGAAAUUUGUGAAGGACAUGCAGAAUUUGGACCAAAGAUAGUCAAUGGCACUGACGCCCGACCAUUUGAUACUGCUUGGAUGGCAAGCUUAUAUAAUAUAAGUAAUAAUAAUAACGAGUUUUUUUGCGGUGGGUCCCUGAUUCACAAAUACUUCGUCAUAACAGCAGCCCACUGCUUAGAAGGGCAGGAAAAAAUACUCGUACGCAUGGGAGAAAGUGACAGAUCGUGUCCUGCUUCAAGGUGCCAGGGCUUAAAAGAGUACGAUGUGAUCGAGACUAUACCCCAUCCCCAUUUUAGCCCAAAUAGUUUUGAACAUGACAUAGCUCUUCUGCGACUGGCCACUGAAGUUUCGUUUAAUGAACACAUCCGGCCGAUUUGUUUUAUUUUGGAUGACGCUAUUAGAGCCGAACGGAUCCGAAGGUUCAGGGCCUUCGGUUGGGGAAGAACAAUGAACAACAAUAGUGUUCCAAGCGAUAAACUUCAGACCAUCGUUUUGACCCGGCGGAACUACAAAAAUUGCACUGAAGGUUUUGUUAUCAACGAUUGGCAAAUCUGCGCCGGAAAUAUUUUUGGUGACACUUGCAAUGGCGACUCCGGCGGCCCGCUUGCCGCCGAUUUUACCUAUAAGGGAAAAACCAGCUUCUUUCUUUUUGGGAUCGUGAGCGCUGGUAGCAAGCAUUGUAAUUCCAAUGGUGUCUAUACAAAUGCCAUGAGCUACAAGGGUUGGAUAGUUCGAACCGUGGCCAUACACGACUACCGCAUCUUUAGAAUCCUGUAUUUGGAUCGACCAUUGUACAUAUAACUCAAUAAACGUUUAAAGAA